Messenger RNA from Didymella exigua CBS 183.55, 1296 nucleotides. RefSeq lists its product as uncharacterized. Lineage: Eukaryota; Fungi; Ascomycota; Dothideomycetes; Pleosporales; Didymellaceae. Gene Ontology annotation, biological process: regulation of alternative mRNA splicing, via spliceosome. The transcript has a single exon. The record is from RefSeq and is a predicted model, not a curated record. Bases 11 to 1234 code for a protein of 407 amino acids.
GGCACACACAAUGUCCUUCAAAUUCGGGCUCAAUGUGAAGAACAAACUCGCAAACGGGCCCGCAAAGCCGGCGCUCGGGACAAAGCGGAAGAACAAGACAAAAGCGCUCCUGGGCGGUGACGACGACGAGGACACAAAGGGCAAAGCAAAGGCCGUCGACUCGCAGGUCGAAGAAAUCAGCGCCUUCAACUUCGACGACACGCUCGCCGCAUCCUCGGGGCCAUCCUCGCCCGCCCCUACAAAGCCCAAGAAAGGCGCGCCCCCCGCCCCGCCAACAGCGAAACCAAAGCCCAAACAGGACGAUCCGACAGCCAUCGGCUACUCGGCCAGCGCAAAGGAAGCGGAGCGACUCGCCCUCGAGGCCGCUGCCCAAGAUGCCACAAUCUACGACUACGACAGCGCCUACGACGCCCUGCACGCGCGUCAGGCCGCCAUGAGCGCCGCGGCCAAGACGGAGGCCGCAGACCGGACGCCCAAGUACAUGGACGCGCUGUUCGAAGCUGCGGAGCAGCGGAAGAAAGAUCAGCUGCGCGCCCGCGACAAGCUGCUCGCGCGUGAGCGCGAGGCCGAGGGUGACGACUUCGCCGACAAGGACAAGUUUGUGACGGGCGCGUACAAGGCGCAGCAGGAAGAGGCGCGCAAAGCAGAGGAGGAGGAGAAGCUGCGUCUGGCCGAGGAGGAGCGGCAGAAGGCCAAAUUCGGUAUGCAGGGCUUCCACAAGCAGAUGCUGGCCGAGCAGGAGAAGAGGCACGAGGAGGCCAUGCGGUACGCGGCCGAGGCGAGCGCGAGGGGCGAGAAGCUGGUCGUUGAGGCGGAGAAGAGCGAUCGCCAGAUUGCCGAGGAGGCGAGGGCGCAGGGCAAGAACGUCAUGCUGAACGAUGCGGGUGAGAUUGCAGAUAAGAGACAGCUGCUCAGCGCCGGGUUGAACAUCGUUGCGAAGCCCCGUGCCUCGCCGCUUGCAGCACAGAAGGAGAAGCAGAAGGUCAAUCCGUUAACGUAUCAGCCGAAAGCUCCCAAGAGCGCUCAGCGGGAAAGGCAGACGGCUAUGAUCGCCGAGCAGAUCGAGGCUGCGAACAAGCGCAAGGCCGACGAGGAGGCCGAAGAGCAGGCCAAGCUGCAACAUGCAGCCAAGAGCCAGAAGACGGCGACGGACAUCACCAGUGCGAAGGAGAGGUAUCUGCAAAGAAAGAAGGAGGCUGCAGAGGCCAAAGCGAAGGCAGCGGCUGGCAAGUAAAUACAUGUGUGACAGAAGCUGAAAAAACAAGAUACCCAAUACAUUCGAUUACGACGCAUCGG